Molecule: messenger RNA, 3084 nt
Organism: Oxyura jamaicensis (ruddy duck)
Lineage: Eukaryota; Metazoa; Chordata; Aves; Anseriformes; Anatidae
Product: sodium/hydrogen exchanger 2-like
Exons: 13
Coding region: 54-2363 (769 amino acids)
Biological process (GO): regulation of pH; proton transmembrane transport; sodium ion transport
Cellular component (GO): membrane
Molecular function (GO): sodium:proton antiporter activity
Source: RefSeq, a predicted model, not a curated record
GUGGCUGUCUGAGACACAGGGAGCCAAACCACGUCAGGGGUUAGCACUACAGCAUGACGCCCCUUUCCCUCAAACAGGAAUGCAGCUGCCACCCCUUCUGUCUGGCUCCGUCAGGACGCAUGCAGCAUCGAGAACGGGAGCCAGCGGCUGGGAGCAGCAAUCUGUGGCCAAACCCACGCAGCGGGCGGCUUCAAGGGCAAAUGGAGAGGCAGAGGCCAGGGUGCAGAGCCGCAGCUGCUGUCCUGGCCGGACCCUUGCUCUCCUCCUUCCUGCAGGCUGCCCGGGUCAGAGCCCUGCAGGGCUUUCCAGCAGCGGAGAACGGGAGCUGGGCUGCCGAGGAAGACCAGGGCAAUGAAUCCUCGGAGCACGCCUUCUUCUCUCUGGAUUACCAACAUGUCCAAGUCCCCUUUGAAAUCACGCUCUGGAUCAUGCUCGCAUCCCUGGCCAAAAUAGGCUUUCAUCUCUACAGCAAGCUGCCCUCUGUCGUCCCAGAGAGCUGUUUACUGAUAUUUGUAGGACUCAUCAUGGGAGGCAUCAUCUACGGCUUAAAUGACAAGUCGCCACCCGUUAUGGACAGUGACAUCUUUUUCCUCUACCUGCUGCCACCCAUCGUCCUCGACGCAGGGUACUUCAUGCCCAGCCGUCCCUUUUUUGAGAACAUUGGCACCAUCCUCCUGUACGCGGUGGUGGGGACGAUAUGGAACGUGUUUGGGAUUGGCUUCUCGCUCUAUGGUAUCUGCCAAGUGAGGGCCUUCCACCUGCAGGACGUCUCAUUGCUCCAUAACCUCUUGUUCGGCAGCCUGAUCGCUGCGGUGGACCCUGUGGCAGUGCUGGCUGUGUUUGAGGAGAUACACGUCAACGAAAAGCUACACAUUUUGGUCUUUGGCGAGUCGCUCCUGAAUGAUGCAGUGACUGUGGUGCUCUACAAGUUAUUUCGCUCAUUCUGUGAAAUGCCAGCCAUCAAAACUGUGGAUGUUUUUGCUGGAGUUGGAAAAUUCUUUGUGGUUGGGAUUGGAGGAGUUUUAGUAGGUCUUACCUUUGGGAUGACGGCCGCCUUUACCACGCGAUUUACCAAGGAUAUCCGUGUAAUUGAGCCGCUCUUUGUCUUCCUGUACAGUUAUCUCUCCUAUCUCACUGCGGAAAUGUUUCACCUCUCUGGAAUCGUGGCCAUCAUUGCUUGUGCCAUGGGCAUGAAACGUUACGUGGAGGCCAACAUCUCUCUGAAGUCUCACACCACAGUCAAAUACUUCAUGAAGAUGUGGAGCAGCGUUAGCGAUACCCUCAUCUUCAUCUUUCUUGGAGUUUCCACCAUUGGAGAAAAUCACGAGUGGAACUGGCCAUAUAUUUGCUUCACUGUCAUUUUCUGUCUCAUUUGGAGAGCACUAGGGGUUCUUGUACUGACCUUCUUCGUGAACAGAUUUCAUGUGAACACCGUCACCAGCAAAGACCAAUUCAUUAUAGCGUACGGGGGUCUCCGCGGAGCCAUUUGUUUCUCUUUGGUUUUCUUGCUUCCUGACUUUCACAGAAAGAAGCUCUUCAUUGCAGCAACUACUGUUGUCAUCCUCUUCACCGUGUUUGUACAGGGGAUGACCAUCCGCCCUCUUGUUGACCUGUUGCACGUCAAGAGGAAAAGAGAGAGUGCUCCCACGGUGGGAGAGCAGAUCCAUAUCCGGUUCCUGGAUCAUUUGCUGGCUGGCAUAGAAGAUAUAUCUGGACACUGGGGACAGUAUUACUGGAAAGACAAGCUAGAGUAUCUCAACAGCAAAUACCUGCAGAAGAUCCUGCUUCGAGAGUAUGACCAGCCAAAAUCAAGUAUUGUGCUUCUCUACGAAAAGCUGGAGCGGAAGCAUGCCAUCGAGCUGGCAGAAGCCGGGCAGCUGGGUCACGCACCGUCUCACCCGUCCUUGCUCAACAGUGACAGGACUGUCAUAACAGACAAAAAGUCGGAGGAUACCCUGGAUCCGGAUGUCCUGGAAAAUAUACAGGAGAUAUUGGCAAGGAACCUGUACCGAAUAAGGAGAACGGGCCCAGCGUACAGCAGGCACAGGCUGCCUGGAGAGACAGAGCCCAUGGAGCAGGCCAAGGAGAUCCUGGUCCUGCAGCGCAGGAGCCUGCGGGUGGACACGGCUGGAAGCGACGGGGCCAGCUCCAGGAGGGAGAAGGAGGACUCCUCCCCGGCGCAGGGCAGCCCCGACGUGCAGCCCAGGCUGUGCCGCUCCCUAACCGUUGGGAAUGCAGAAAAGGUUCAGGCCGUGAAGCAGAACCGAUCGCAGUCCGUGUGUGUCAUCCCACCGCCGCAGCCUGGUGGCACCGCCUGGGGCGAGAAGGAAGAAGCAGAGAAAGAGCUAACCUUGGAUAUGUAAAAGCACAAGUGAUGCUGCUGGCUUCCCAGCAUGGAAGGCUGUUUCAUGGAUGUCUACAAUACAAUCUGCUUUUUUUUUUUUUUUUUUUUUUUCUGUAAUGGAGGCCAGCAACAUGAUGGUAAUGUAAAUAAGAUGCAUAAUGAAAAGGACAGCAUGGACUAGGCAAAAACAUCCUGAGUGAUCUACAUCAAAAUGUGCUCUCGUUGCACAGCACAGUGCUUUUAAAGGGAACCAAGAAAAAGGGAAAAGAUAAACAGACAAGCAGCAGCAAUGCCAGGUAAUGCCUAUGAGGGGAGCUAAGAAAAAUUAGUUUGCUCAGACUGGGAAAAUCACUGAAACUGCCUGCAAGUACAAGGAAAGAUGUUUUAGUAAGAUGAGAUAUUGGGUCUUUUCAUUAGUCAGCAGGGAUAGAAUAAACAGCAGGGAGCAUUUAGAUUAUAUGUUAAGAGAAACUUCAUAAUUUCAAGGAGAGUUUUAUUAGGCAAUGGAGCAUGCUACCAGGAAAGACAGCAGAAACUGCAGAAGACCUCUCCUGCUUCUCAGAAACUGGUGGGUCCUCAAUAUGAGCAUUAACCCUGUGAAUUCCAGGGUCAAAUUGUGUUGUUGAAUCAGGCAGUGUGUCUGAUCCUGUGUCAGGAUUUUUGCUGCCACUACUGAGACUGCAGCGUUGGAGGAGGUUUGAGGCAGUCUCCUAACUAUUAAAUAGAGAGGGGGUCCCCAG